AUGGUGGCGCAAACAUCCAAGCCAUCGAGCCGCAGCUCUUCCUCGAUGCUCAAGAAGCCCUUCCAGGGCUGGUCCAAGGAUCUCCUUCGCGCGAGGGACGACGACGACGAUGACUACAACUUUUCGAGUGGUAUGCGCCGUGGAGCUCAAUACUACCAGAACGACGCCUGA
Messenger RNA from Alternaria viburni, 171 nucleotides. RefSeq lists its product as uncharacterized. The record is from RefSeq and is a predicted model, not a curated record. The coding region runs from base 1 to 171 and encodes 56 amino acids. The transcript is spliced from 2 exons. Lineage: Eukaryota; Fungi; Ascomycota; Dothideomycetes; Pleosporales; Pleosporaceae.